Molecule: messenger RNA, 2332 nt
Organism: Zootermopsis nevadensis
Lineage: Eukaryota; Metazoa; Arthropoda; Insecta; Blattodea; Termopsidae
Source: RefSeq, a predicted model, not a curated record
ACCUUUACCGAAUUAUUGUCCCAGCGAUAAGUGUCUUCAUCGAGAAUGUGGCUGUCGGAAACCGGCGUCAUCGUCUGAGGCAUUUGCAGAGAGUGGGGAGACAUCUCCAGCUUUUGAACCCAUACCACCUUCAAAGUUUAGAACUUUACUUGCGUCAUUAGAUUCAAAAAUACACUCCAAGGGGAAUACGAGGGAGGUAAUAGGCGGGUUAGUUGGUACACACGUGGAGGAGAGAAAAGAACUAGGUUUAAGAAUAAAUGAGGGUAAGGAAAAGGAAGGAGGGGGAGAGAAAGAGAGAGGUUAUGAUACGAGUAGAAGUCGACUAUUGGCAAUUCUCCGAGCUUCCUCUGAGCCUCAAGAAAUGCAAACGAGACACUUACCUCCAUCAUCUUCCUGCAGUCCACCACCGUUACCUCCUCUGCCUCAAGCGUACGAGCACCAGGUCGCCAUGCUGGGAUUCUUACAGCAACACCGAAGACCAGCAACGUUCUGCUGCACUUCCGAUCAAAACGACUUCGAGCAAAGACCUUCCAGUCACCCAAGUCCGAGUUCCGGUGACAGCGACCUGCAGUCGCCAACAGUAAAAUCCAUAGAUUAUGGUAAGACUUCUUCAAGGUCGAAUACGAUUGAAGGAAGCAGAAAUAGGAAAGAGAAUGUUUCGUCUUGGAACGGACAGGGCGUAAGUGAUGAGAAUAACAAGGAAAGACUUAAAGUGCGUUCUCUCUCUGAUUGGCUUCACCUGGUUCGUUAUGGUGGCGGAACCAAUAAAGACACAGGUGGUACACAAAGCAAGGACUCGACUCCUCCCGUCAGCGCUUGUGUGAGUACACAGUCUUCACCAGGACCCAUUAGACGGGUCAUUAAGGACCCAUCACCUAAACCAGAAACACAGAAGAAAGAAAUCAGCUGUAUGAAAGAAUACCAGAAAUUAAAAAGGGAUAUUUUAGAAAGACGAUUCUCUUUGCCAGAGAGACAAUUAGAGCAGGCGUACCAACCGGAACAGAAGUUAGUAAAACCACCAAUGCUGCCAACUUCAGCACGUGAUGACGAACGACACGAGCAACAGUUAAAGUUGUUACAGCAGAGACAGCAACGUCAACAGAUGGUUAACAAAACACGACCUCCACUGCCCCAACAACAAAGCAAACAAAAAUCGACAGAGAGAGAAUUGGAAACGCAAGAAAUAUUCGUUCCUGUACGAGAAGAACAAAAGCAGGAAUCGAUUGUCGUUCAGGAAGAACAGCAUGUAGAACGUCGAUUCGAUGCUGAUAAUUAUCGAAUAUCGAAGAAAGGAGACAUUGCGAUUAUUAAUAGCAGUGUCACAACACGAGUAUCGAAAGACGAUCAAUCGAUUGUAGGACGCAAGGGAACUGAAGUGGAGAAGAACGUUAGGCAGAUGCAUCAGCAUUGCAAAUCACUGCAACGACCAAAGUCAAUGCCACCUCCUGUAGAAUCUCUAGUGACAGGUGGCGAGAUCUUCCGGCAACAGAUGUAUUUAGAGUACAUGAACGAAGUCGCAGAGAGAUCUCAGAGACGACGACAGAAAGUAAUUCGACUGUCAUCUGUUCCACGUGACGAAGCCCCGGCGUCGGAGGGAAAAGACGCCGCCCCUGCCGCAACUGUACAGCAGCUGGAGAACGAGUUCAUGGGAAAAGUGCGGGAGAGAAUGGACAAGCUAGGACUCGAGUGCGAAGAAGUGUUCGAUGAUGGGACACAGAACGAAACGGAGAGUGGGACAGACAAUUGUUACGUCAUAUCGGGUGGAGGGGCGAGUCACGGGGUCGGUGGUGGGGGUACUUCUGUCAGUCAGCUACCAAAGCAUCUGCAGGAGUUCCUGGUCUUCGCCGGCGCAACCGAUAGUGACGUCAACAGUGACGUAGACGGAACGAGAAGGACUCGCGGUGGUGAUUCUGGUGGUGAUACUGCCUGUAGCCUUCUGAACGAGAUAGACCAGGCUCUGAACCUUGCCCGAGGCUUUCUCACGGCUACCACGCAAUCAGGAGUUUGGUCGCCAUCUCUAAAGCCAUCUAGCGGCAUAACCGAAGACUCUGACGCUAAGAAUAAUCAGGAUAAGAGGACGGAGGGGGACGAUGCGCCCCCAGUGGUUUGGACCCCUAAGAGUGCCGGCGCCAGUCCUACCACAGAGCGGAAGGAGUUUCGGCCAAUCAGCUUCCAGUCUCCAACACUGCCAAGGAAGAACAGGAGUGCCACCUCUGACGUGAGUUUGCAACUGGGCAUUAAUGAACUCCAACCUAAAAAAAAACAAAAAAACACAGGGUUACUCGUUUUCAGAUAUUUUCUUUGUUGUACUUCAUAAUUCCUAGUAGACAUC